Australozyma saopauloensis is the source of this 2250-nucleotide messenger RNA. RefSeq names its product methionine--tRNA ligase (gene MES1). The record is from RefSeq and is a predicted model, not a curated record. The transcript has a single exon. Gene Ontology annotation, biological process: methionyl-tRNA aminoacylation. The coding region runs from base 1 to 2250 and encodes 749 amino acids. Gene Ontology annotation, cellular component: cytosol; aminoacyl-tRNA synthetase multienzyme complex. Lineage: Eukaryota; Fungi; Ascomycota; Pichiomycetes; Serinales; Metschnikowiaceae. Gene Ontology annotation, molecular function: methionine-tRNA ligase activity; ATP binding.
AUGUCGUUGGAAAUUGCCGCUGAUAAGGGCAAAACCGUGCUUGCCUUGGCCAACAAUGUCAAACUUGCUGUUGCCGCCGCUGCUUUUGCUGCUGCAGAGCCCGAAAUCUCCGAGUUCUCAUCUCUUAAACUCACACUGAAAAACUCCUCGUUCGAGCUCCUGGAACCCAAUGCCAUCGUGAAAUACUUGGCUCUGGACUUUGCUGCCAGUCCUGUUUACGCUGUCGAAGAAUCUUCCGUAUAUGCUGCUCUUAAGAGUGGCCAGAAGGAGAAGGCUGUUUCUGCUCUUCAAGAGAUCAAAACCCCAGAGAACGUAGACCUCUCUGCCGCAAACAUUGUUCUUUUCGGUGCCUCAUACACAUACGCUGCGGAGCUUCCAAACCUCGCUUCCUGGAUCAAGGAAUUCGCUUCCAAGCCAGAGGUCGCCAAGGGUGUAGAGGUUGCACAGAAACUCACUGUUUUGGAGCGUACCAUGCCCAAGGGAACCGGCGAGACUCAUGUCAAGAGCGGCUUUUUAGUCAAGAAGACCGACGAGAGCAUUCUUCCUAAGGAGAACGAGAGAAACAUCUUGAUCACCUCUGCUUUGCCUUACGUUAACAACGUCCCCCACUUGGGUAACAUCAUCGGUUCCGUUUUGUCCGCCGACAUCUAUGCCAGAUACGCCAAGAACAGAAACUACAAUGCUUUGUUUGUCUGUGGUACUGACGAGUACGGUACCGCCACCGAAACCAAGGCUUUGGAGGAGAAAGUCACUCCACAACAAUUGUGUGACAAGUACCACAAAGUGCAUAAGGAGGUUUACGACUGGUUUGGCAUCGGCUUUGACUACUUCGGCAGAACCACCACUCCAUUGCAGACCGAGAUUGCUCAGGACAUCUUCAUGAAGUUGCACGACAACGGCUACUUGGAGGAGAAAACGACCGAGCAAUUGUACUGUGAGGUUCACAAUGCCUUCCUUGCCGACAGAUUCGUCGAGGGUACCUGUCCAAAGUGUGCUUACGAGGAUGCCAGAGGUGACCAGUGUGACAAGUGUGGUAACUUGUUGAACCCAUUGGAGUUGAUCAAUCCUCGCUGUAAGCUCGACAACGCUAAGCCCGUGCCAAAGAACUCUACCCACGUCUACCUCAAGUUGAACGACUUGGAGCCAGAGUUGAAGGAGUGGGUCUUGAAGGCUUCUGAGGAAGGUAACUGGUCUAAAAACUCCAAGACCAUCACUAACUCGUGGUUGAAGCAGGGCUUGGAGCCAAGAGGUAUCACCAGAGACCUCGUGUGGGGUACCCCAGUUCCUUUGGAGAAAUUCAAGGACAAGGUGUUGUACGUGUGGUUCGAUGCUACCAUUGGAUAUGUUUCUAUUACUGCUAACUACUUCAAGGAGAGAGGCAUCACUGAUGCCUGGACCAAGUGGUGGAAGAACCCAGAGAACGUUGACUUGUACCAGUUCAUGGGUAAGGACAAUGUUCCAUUCCACACUGUUGUGUUCCCAGCCACUCAGAUUGGUACCAGAUACGACUGGACCAAGUUGCAUCACUUGAACACCACCGAGUACUUGCAGUACGAGGAUGGUAAGUUCUCUAAGUCCAGAGGUGUCGGUGUGUUCGGUAACAAUGCCAAAGACACCGGUAUCUCUUCUUCUGUGUGGAGAUACUACUUGGCUUCGGUCAGACCAGAGACCUCCGACUCCCACUUCUCAUGGAAGGAGUUUGUCACCAAGAACAACUCUGAGCUUUUAGCCAACUUGGGUAACUUCGUCAACCGUUUGGUCAAGUUUGCCAUUGCCAAAUACAACGGUGUCGUGCCACAAUAUGUUGCUUCCAACAUCCCAGCCUACGAGAGCUUCGAGCAGGAUGUCAACGCUUUGUUGAAGUCCUACAUCGAGGCCAUGGAGGCUGUCAACUUGAGAAAGGGUUUGGAGAUCGCCAUGGCUAUUUCUUCCAGAGGUAACCAAUUCUUGCAAGACAACAAGUUGGACAACUCUCUUUUCACCAACAGCCCAGACGUUUCCGAUGCUGUUGUGGGUGUGGGUCUCAACUUGAUCUACUUGGUUUCGGCCGUGAUUUCUCCCUUCAUGCCCGAGACCCGUGACCAGAUCUCCGAGAUCUUGAACGCUCCCGCCUUGUCUAUCACUGACAAGUUUGAGCUUGUUUUGGAGCCCGGCCACAACAUUGGCAAGGCACAAUACUUGUUCAAGAGAAUUGACGAGAAGAAGAUCGAUGAGUGGAAGGCAUUGUACGGUGGUAAACAGCAAAAGUAG